Messenger RNA from Caenorhabditis bovis, 1554 nucleotides. The record is from the annotation of a GenBank genome assembly. NCBI's taxonomy places the organism in Eukaryota, Metazoa, Nematoda, Chromadorea, Rhabditida, Rhabditidae.
AUGAUCUUGAACAUUCUCCGACUGCCGAUCGACACACCGUCGACGUCAACGUCGACGACGACGACAGUCGCUGCCGAAUAUCCGGUUGUUCAUUUCUCGACGAGGCGUCGCGUCAAACUGAAAACAAUCGACGAGCCGUCGACGUCGACGUCGGAUGACGACGAUGACGACGACGUCGUCUCGACGGAUUCGGGCUAUUACGCCGGCUCGACGGCGACGACGUCGUCGUCGGAAUCGGCAGCGGCGGCGUCGUUGAGUCGCGACGGUUCGAUGGCGAGCUCGACGAUGACGAUGGAUCGAGACGCGCGCGGCGGCUCGAUGAGCUCGGAGGCGGCGCGAAGCAGCACCGGCAGCUUCGAGUCGAUCAGCUCGACGGCGUCGAAAAUUCUCAGCUCGGCGGCCAACUGUUUGAUGUUGAUGACGAAACGCAACGGAUGGAGUUAUGCCGGUUCGCCGUCGGACGAGAAGGGCUCGCUGGACGCGCAAUCAUGGACGACGGCAAUUCAGGCGGCGCUGAUGCCGGUGACGCCGCAGAGUAGCGUCGGCGCGAAACGGGUCACCGAUAAGCUGAAAGUGCCAACCGAAGGUGAAAAAGGCCACCUCGGCGCCAACAUUCAGACGGAGCACGAGUUCUCGCAACUCUAUCAGAUAUUCGCCGAAGAGGUGCUCGGCAGCGGCCAAUUCGGCACCGUCUACGGCGGCAUUCAUCGAAAGUCGGGCCAACACGUGGCGGUGAAAUUGAUCGACAAACUCAAAUUUCCGCCGAACAAAGAGGACCUGUUGCGCACCGAGGUCCACAUUCUUCAGCAUGUCCACCAUCCGGGCGUUGUGCAUUUCCUCCAAAUGCUCGAGACCACCGAUCGGAUAUUCGUUGUGAUGGAGAAGCUCAAAGGCGACAUGCUCGAAAUGAUAUUGUCGAGCGAGAAGGGCCGAUUGUCGGAGCGAACGACGCAAUUUCUGGUGGCGCAAAUUCUCGAAGCGCUUCGCUAUUUGCACAAUUUGAACAUUGUGCACUGCGAUCUGAAGCCGGAGAACAUUUUGUUGACGUCGAACAGCGAUUUUCCGCAGGUGAAAUUAUGUGAUUUUGGAUUCGCGCGAAUCAUUGGCGAGAAGAGCUUCCGUCGAAGUGUCGUCGGAACGCCCGCCUAUUUGGCGCCCGAGGUGCUUUGCAACAAGGGCUUCAAUCGAUCGCUCGACAUGUGGAGCGUCGGCGUGAUCGUGUAUGUCUCGUUGUCCGGGACGUUUCCGUUCAACGAGGACGAGGACAUCAACGAUCAGAUUCAGAACGCCGAAUUCAUGUAUCCGCAGCAGCCGUGGAAAGAGAUUAGCGAAUCCGCUAUCGAAUUCAUCAAUGGACUGCUUCAAGUGAAAAUGAGCAAACGGUAUACGGUGGCGAAAGCGCAAGCUCAUUUAUGGAUGCAGAGCUACACCCUCUGGUCGGAUUUGCGUCUUCUUGAGAAGACCGUCGGCGAGCGAUUCCUGACGCACGAAAGCGAUGACUCGCGUUGGAAGGAGUACGAAAAAGAGCAUAAUCUGACACCGAUUUACGUCUAG